UUGUCAGCGUCAAAGUUUCGCUUGUGAUUCCGAUUGGCAUAUUUAUCGCUACAGCAGCGUAUUUGUGACUGAAAAUGGUGCGGAUGUAGUGCGGUGAUUACGUAUACGGCUUCAUUGCGUCUUGGUGGCGAUUACCAUAGCAUUUCUAGCAAUUUCUAGCGCAUCCUUGGUGGCGGUCAUUUUACGCGCGAAACACAGUGUCUGCUGCAACAAGCUGAUCGGAACCAGCGUGGACGGCAGGUAGUUGGUGCAGCACACGCCGGUCAGUCUACCAUCAAGAAAAUGCAAAAUUCAGGCGGCGAUCAACGGAGCGGAGAAGAUGUUAAUGAAAAAUAUCGGCGCAAAUACUGCCAGCUGAAGCGGUACAUGAAAGAUAUGGUGUUUGAAAAUGCUGCUCUGAGCGAUCACAUCGCACAGGUGCAAGAGAAGAUCAGUCAACGGAACGAAGAACGAAGGUAUAUGCUGAAGAAGCUGCUUGACCACGAGAACGAACUGGAGACGCAACUCGGUCGCCCGUGCAGCAAGCUGAACGAAUUGAUAGCGAAUAGUUUACCACCGAAACGCCAGUACAAGAAGCGGGACAAAAACUCGUCCACCAAUGGAACUGCUCCUAAUGCCAGCACGUCCACCGACGGACAGGAUGCGCAUGGAAACCAUGUCGGUUCGGAGAGUUCCACGGCGGAGAAUGGUGUGGCGAGGGCUGGUGACGGAGAGCUACCUUCCGGAAGUCGUAUCGAAAAGACUGCCAACCGUGUUGGGCGAAAGCGUGGUCCGGCUGGUAAUAAGCCGGGCAAGAAGGCGCGCCUUGGUGCGUCCGGGGCAUCCAAGAAGAGCGUGCAGAACAUUACCCUCAACAAAUCCGGUCAUCCGACGUACCCGAUCGUGGUCGGUGGUUUCACGAUACAGAACCUUGGCGAAAUCGCUCCGGAUCGACCGGCCUACCAUGCUGAGUACACAAUCUACCCGAUCGGGUACUGCGUGACCCGGCCGUACGGUCAUUACAAGGAUCCAGAAAAGCGUUGCAUUUACACCUGCCGUGUGCUGGAUGAUGGUGAGCGGCCACUUUUUGAAAUCGUACCCGAAACCACCGACCCAUCAUCGUCAUCGUCAACGUCGUCGUCGUUGGCAACUGGGGAUGACAUCAUAAGCGGGCCGAGCACCGACAGUUGCCACGCGAUGCUUCUGCAGCGCAUCAAUGCCGCCCUGAACAUUCGCUCGAUCGACUGCCGGCCGUCGGGGGAUUGGUUUUUCGGUCUCGCCCAUCCAACCAUCUCCAGCUUAAUCCAGAGUUUUCCAAGUUCGGGCCGGUGCACGAACUACAAGGGCAUCAAAAAGGAAAACUUCGCCAACAUGGACAAGGAGAACGAUCCGACGCUAAAUUACGAUGCGCUGCUGCGUCAUAUAACUAUCUCUUCGUACCAUACGGUUCCGGAGAUCAAGGAGGAACCGCCGGACGAAUUGUUCGAUCACUCGGAUGGGAACUCGUUUAGCUUAUCGGUUUAAUGGCUUAAACUACAGCUGAUUGUACAUAAAGCAGAGAGAUAUAUUUUCUGGUUCUGGUUCUGGUCACAAGGACAACAAACACGCUGAUACUCUUCAUUACAAUAUUUGUCUCUGAUACCAUGACCUGUAUGUCACAUGGCAGACUUUUGUUCAAAGCUUCCUAGAGCACUGGCAAAGACCAGUCUUUAUUGGAAUCACCCCAGCGCCAACUAGUUGCAUUCAGAUAGACCUUUACGUACGAACAUCCCUGAAACCCUGCCGAUUUAAUAACAAUAUAAGCAAUAAAACAAAGUAUAUAGAUGUUUAUUCCAAAACAUUGUAGGC
This is a messenger RNA of Anopheles coustani, 1827 nucleotides long. RefSeq names its product transforming growth factor beta regulator 1. Lineage: Eukaryota; Metazoa; Arthropoda; Insecta; Diptera; Culicidae. Gene Ontology annotation, cellular component: nucleus. The record is from RefSeq and is a predicted model, not a curated record. The transcript has 2 exons. Gene Ontology annotation, biological process: regulation of cell cycle. The coding region runs from base 283 to 1503 and encodes 406 amino acids.